UCUUCGAGUGCCGUCCAGGACACCCAAGUGGCACUCUCGCUUAAGGCACUCGACCGUGAGCUUAAGACAUCCUUCCAAAAUGUUGCGUAGAAGCGGUUCCUGGUUAAUGGUGUUCCUGGUCAUCGGAAUCUGGUCCUUAGUGGAGGCUGAGGACGCGGCGCAAACGGCAGCAGAAAGGGUUGGCGGGACCUCCAGCCGGCUCGCUAAUCCUUGCGCGGGCGUGUGUGUCCAGCGAGAUAGCCUGGCGCAGUGCAGGAGGGCGGAGGGAGUCUGCGAGGAGGAGGGCAUGAGCUGCUGCCGUGAGGACGAGGACUCCCCGGGCGAAGCUCGGAGAAAUGAGAGAAAGACGAAGGAAUAUGAAAACGCACAAACAUUCGACACUCACAAGGCAUUGGAAGACAACGUUAUUCAAGAAACCUUACGGAGCCUUAGUAGAGAUGGCACCGUGCCUUGCAAGUGCCGUCACUCACCAGUGCCAGCGAACGAAUAUGCAGUUGAGAUGUCUUGCCCGGGACCCACCAAUAUCACGGGGAUGUACGGGUUCGUGGUGUCUCCAUCAUACCCCCUGAACUACGGGCACAACCAGGACUGCACGCUGGACGUCUGGUCGACCCACGGCACGCGCAUCGUCCUUACGUGGCUGGACUUCCACCUGGAGCCGUCGAGCCACUGCAAGAAGGACAGCGUCACGAUCACGGACUUCAGCGCUUCUGGCGAACCGAUUGGGAAGAGUACGCUCUGUGGCUGCGGCAUAACGGACCGCACGCUCUUCACCUCGAACCACGCGCGCCUCCACUUCCGAAGCGACGACCUCGGUGACUUCUGCGGGUUUGAGUUUCUUGGUACAGCAUAUAAGGUCGUCCCACGGGCCUCCUCCUCGCAUCUGUAUCCCAUGAUCUGGGACGUGUUACAAAAGGAAUCGAGACGUAGCUCCAAGGUAUGUAAAGCUCUCUGUGACUUCAGUGUCUACAUCACAAGCAUGAAUCAACUGAACAGGUUCUCUAAACAGGCUUCCAAAAUCUUGGAUCUAGGUCUUGAUCCAAGAGACCUAUAA
Molecule: messenger RNA, 1054 nt
Organism: Penaeus vannamei (Pacific white shrimp)
Lineage: Eukaryota; Metazoa; Arthropoda; Malacostraca; Decapoda; Penaeidae
Source: RefSeq, a predicted model, not a curated record